Molecule: messenger RNA, 912 nt
Organism: Micropterus dolomieu (smallmouth bass)
Lineage: Eukaryota; Metazoa; Chordata; Actinopteri; Centrarchiformes; Centrarchidae
Product: endonuclease domain-containing 1 protein-like
Exons: 2
Coding region: 1-912 (303 amino acids)
Molecular function (GO): hydrolase activity; metal ion binding; nucleic acid binding
Source: RefSeq, a predicted model, not a curated record
AUGUCUCAAAGGAAGAUGCUGCAUUUCUCCACGGGGGCUCUGCUUCUUCUCCUACUCUGGUUUGGUGGCCUGGUCCUUGGAGAGAUCAGCGGUGACUUCUCUCAGUGCCUUGAUUUCUUCUAUAAUAAAACUCCACCAAGGGGUAUCAAAACAGCAGGAUACCAGCCAAUUUGCCAGCGCUACAAAAACCAAUACCACUUUGCCAGCCUUUAUCACCGUCAGCAUCGUGCACCAUUGUACUCUGCGUACAUACUCAGUCCUGCAGAUGGCAAACGGCCCAAAACCUCUUGGAUGUAUGAACCACAGUUGGCGUUUUCCCGUGCCAGCUCAGAGAUGAAACAUUUCCAAACCCCCGUGGACCAGAAUGUGAUUGAGAGCCAGGCGGUGCUGCACGACUACAUGAACUCCAGCUACACCAAAGGCCAUCUCAAUCCCAGUAUGCACCAAAAGACAAAAGAAGACCGUGAGGCCACCUUCACCCUGACAAACAUUGUCCCUCAGCGAGCAGGCUCAAACUCCGGCCCCUGGAGCGGUCUGGAGAAUGAAGUGUUGACAGAAUUCAAGACGUUCUGCAAUGGGUCGAUGUAUGUGAUCACUGGAGUCAUUCCUUAUAACUCAGAACCUCGCUGGAUCAAUAACAGGGUGUCUGUUCCUGAGUACAUGUGGUCUGCAUACUGCUGUCCAUCCUACAAAUCCAACCUUCCUAAAUCUGUGAAGCCCUUUUUCCCCACAUAUGCUGCAGUGGGAAGAAAUGACCGCAACAGUGGAGAGGAGAUUGUGCCGGUUAAUGUCAAGGCUAAAGCCUCGGUGAGGGGUUACGACGUGAGGCGGAUGUCUUUAGAGACGCUGGAGGGCAUCCUGACACAAAGGCUGGCCAUGCCCAUCAGUCUGUUUCAUGGGCAGUGUCAGUAG